AUUUAACAAGUAGCGGUUCGAUCUCACUCGCCCUCCUGGAUUCCCGGGAAGUUCCGGACUCCAGCCCAGUAAAUGCAGGAAGUGACGAGAGGGAAGGGCGGGUAUGGAGGAGUCCAUGGCAACGUUGCACUCUGAGCUGAGAUUGACUAGGUAUGCCACAUCUCCACAUAGAAGUUCAAUCCUGUUUCCCAAGUUGUCAAAUUUGAGCAAAAGUUCAACCACAGUGCCAAAAACUUCAGUUCAGAUCAAGGAUGUCUUUAAAAGGAACGGUUUGCUGAUUCUCUCCGUGCUGUCCGUUAUCAUCGGCUGCUCGCUGGGAUUUUUCCUGAGGACCAGGCAUCUUUCCGAACAGGAAAUUAAGUAUUUCCAGUUCCCCGGUGAGCUGUUGAUGAGGAUGCUGAAAAUGUUAAUUCUUCCGCUGGUGGUAUCGAGCUUGAUGUCUGGACUGGCUGCUUUAGAUGCAAAAGCUUCAAGUCGAUUGGGUCUCAUCACAAUUGCCUACUAUCUUUGGACCACAUUUGUGGCUGUUGUUAUUGGAAUAAUUAUGGUGUCCAUCAUCCAUCCUGGUGGUGCAGCCCAGAAGGAGAACACUGAGGACAGUGGAAAGCCAAUCAUGAGCUCUGCUGAUGCUUUGUUGGAUCUGAUACGGAACAUGUUCCCAUCUAAUCUCAUUCAAGCUACAUUUCAACAGUAUCGAACCAAGAUCAUCCCAAUAGUCAUCUCAGUCAAAGUGCCAGGAUAUGAAGCUGCCAAGAGAAUGCCUUUAAUCUAUGGAAUUCAGAGUGAUAAUGAUUCUGAAAUAAUUCACAACAUUUCCUUGGAAAUCACCCCAGCUCCAGAGAUCAUCUACCAAACAGGGCCGGGAUCAAGUGAGGGGAUGAAUGUUCUUGGUAUUGUUAUAUUCUCAGCAACAAUGGGUAUAAUGCUUGGAAGGAUGGGGAAGAAUGGAAUGCCGUUGGUUAGCUUCUGUCAGUGCUUGAAUGAAUCUGUGAUGAAGAUUGUAGCUAUUGCUACAUGCUAUUUCCCAUUAGGCAUUGUAUUCCUGAUUGCCGGCAAAAUAUUGGAGAUGGAUGAUCCUACAGCCAUUGGAAAGAAAUUGGGUUUCUAUGCAAUCACAGUUGUUUGUGGUCUCGUGGUUCAUGGGCUUCUUGUUUUACCCAUGGUGUACCUCCUUAUCACCAAGAAAAAUCCAAUUGUUUAUAUUAGAGGAAUUCUUCAAGCUUUACUCAUAGCUUUGGCUACUUCGUCAAGCUCUGCCACUUUGCCUAUUACCUUCAAGUGCCUGUUAGAAAACAACCAUAUUGAUAGAAGAAUUGCAAGAUUUGUUUUACCCGUGGGAGCUACAAUCAACAUGGAUGGCACUGCCUUGUAUGAAGCUGUGGCAGCAAUAUUUAUUGCACAAGUUAAUAACUAUGAACUGGAUUUUGGGCAAAUUAUUACUGUGAGCAUAACAGCAACAGCAGCCAGUAUAGGUGCAGCAGGGAUUCCGCAAGCUGGCUUGGUGACCAUGGUUAUCGUUUUGACAUCAGUUGGACUUCCCACAGAUGACAUCACUCUGAUAAUUGCAGUGGAUUGGGCACUGGAUAGAUUUCGAACCAUGAUUAAUGUUCUCGGAGAUGCUCUGGCAGCUGGAAUUAUGGCUCAUAUCUGCCGAAAGAACUUUACUCAAGAAAAUGACGAAGUUCCACUGAUUUGUGAAACAAAGCCAGGAAGUAUCAAUCAAAUCAUGACCUAUCAGAGAAAUGGAUGUACAAAUGAUGCUAAUAAGGCAGACAAACAUCUUUAUGCAGGAGCCACAGAUGGAUCUCAUCACAAUGUACAAAUGGAGCUAGGUCUCAGCACCAAGAAGGAUUAUUGCACCAUUGAAAUAGAUGAAUUGGAGACAAGAGUAUAGUCAGAGGAAUGCACCUCAAUAGGAAUACUUCAUGUCAUGCUGGUAACAUGUGUGACUACCUCACAGCUGGAAAUGUGGUAUAUACAGGAGAAAUGACAACUGGAACUUAUGGUAGUGCAGGAGGUGCACACUGAUUCAAACUGCUUUGAAUUACUACUCAUUUUUUUGUGAACAGCACGUUAUUUAUGUCUAUUCAAUACAAAGUGUUGGUUGGUCUUCUAGGUUAUUUCAUAAGGAGUGCUAAGGAAUAACUUAAGAAUGUCUGUCCUUACAUUUGUUUCACUUGCAGCAAUAAUAUGAAGAUAAUUAAAUCAAUUUGUCAUUGUCAAUUUGUUUUUAUUCCCCAUUUUCCCAAAGAUUUGUCAACACUAAAUCCAGUCUGUGGGAUGACCAAGCAGGCAAGAUUCUGCUGCAUGAUGUUCUAGUAUACAAUUCAUCAAAGGAUCACUGAUUAUUACCUAGGAACUGUAGUCUUUUUGAAGCUAUUCCUGACAUCAGAAUCUAUCUGUGUCAUUUAGAGCUAAUAACCAGGUCAAACUUUGCUGAAGUUUACUUUGGAUCUAUGUGGACUUCCUUCUUCCUCGGCUGGACGAACGGCCAAUAGCUUAACUUCUAAUCCUCCCCCAAUUGGUAUGCCCAAAGACCGGAUGAUUGAUAGCCCUUUGGUAGCCAUCAUUUUAAAGAUGUUUAACAAAACUCCAUUGUCUUAAGUUUAUUAUGUUGGAAGAGUCACUCUUUUCCUGAAUUUUAAUCUGUAUUCCUGGUAGAUGCAUGUUAUGGUUUUAAUCACAUGGGAGCUGAAUUUAAUGUAAUUACAUCAUUCUAAUAUGUGUUCACUCCAAAUCCUUUCUAAGCACUUCCGGCCAAAAAUCCUGAUGCAUGCCAGCUUCAUGCACUCAGACAAACCUGUUAAUCACAUGUGUUCUGAGGAGUCAAGUGAAGAGAUCAGAAUCAGAUUUAAUAUCACUGGCAGAUGUUGUGAAAUCUGUAGCAGCAGUACAAUGCAAUACAUAAAAAAAACAAGAAAGUGAAUUACAGUAAGUAUAUGUAAACUUUAAUAUAUAAUUAAAUUCAUAGAGUGUGUGUAUAUAAAUAUAUAUAUAUAUAUAUAUAUAAAAUUAAACAAGUAGUGCAAAAAUAUGAAUAAAAAGUAGUGAUGUGUUCAUGGGUUCAAUGUCCAUUCAGGAAUUGGAUGACAGAAGGGAAGAAGUUGUCCUUGACUUAUUGAGUGUGUGAUUUCAGGCUUCUGUACCUCCUCCUUGAUGGUAGCAAAGAGAACAAGCUGGGACCUGGAUGAUAAGGUCCUUAUUGUUGGGUGCUGUCAUUUUGAGGUAUUAUUCCUUGAAGAUGUCCUAGCUGCUACAGAGGUCAGUGUCCAUUAUGGGGCUAACUAUGUUUACUACUCACUGAAACUUACUUUGAACCAUGCAGUAGCCCUUCCAUACCAAACAUGCAGUCAUUACUACUGUAAGAAGAGCAGUAGAGAAAAUAAACGUGAGGUUUUAAAAGUUAGUUUAAUUAAGAGGUUAAUAGUAGUUCUUCUUAGAAGAAAGCUAAACAUUAGCACUUUUAUCAAGUUGUUGAGAACAAAACGUAUGUUUGUUAGGGCUGCAUGGAUAUAUAAGGAAUCUUCCUAUUUAAAAAUAAAGAUUUAAAAUGGAAUUCUUGGAAAAUUAUUUUUAUUUUUUAAUUAUGAACCAGUCAUUUCUUCAGCAAAAAGUUUGAAAGUUCCAAUGGGUUAGGAGUUGUACUUCAUGCUGAAUUUGGUUGUCUUAUCUGUGCUGCUAUUCUUGAAAACAGUUCCUCAGCUCUUUUCAAAUAAAUUCCUCCUCUUUUCCCCUACAAACCACAAGUUUGCCCUACAAUUUUGAGGUUCUAAAAUGAUUUUCCAGAAAUGCUAGAAACUUGGGAUAUUUGUCUCAAUUAAUUAGCCACAAUACUUUGAAAGGAGUUGAAAGUUGAAAUUAAUGGCCAAGUAAACACUUUGUGGAACACACACAUGCUGGAGGAACUCAGCAAGCCAGGCAGCAUCUAUGGAAAGAAGUAAACAGUUGACGUUUCAGAC
This is a messenger RNA of Hypanus sabinus (Atlantic stingray), 3959 nucleotides long. RefSeq names its product solute carrier family 1 member 7a (gene slc1a7a). The record is from RefSeq and is a predicted model, not a curated record. Gene Ontology annotation, molecular function: L-glutamate transmembrane transporter activity; neutral L-amino acid transmembrane transporter activity; glutamate:sodium symporter activity. Gene Ontology annotation, biological process: L-glutamate transmembrane transport. Lineage: Eukaryota; Metazoa; Chordata; Chondrichthyes; Myliobatiformes; Dasyatidae. Gene Ontology annotation, cellular component: plasma membrane. Bases 104 to 1894 code for a protein of 596 amino acids. The transcript is spliced from 13 exons.